Molecule: messenger RNA, 426 nt
Organism: Danaus chrysippus (African queen)
Lineage: Eukaryota; Metazoa; Arthropoda; Insecta; Lepidoptera; Nymphalidae
Source: the annotation of a GenBank genome assembly
AUGCGGAUUUCCGAACCUUUCGACGAAGACGAGGUGCGGCAAACAGGCGAACUUAUAAUAAGUUGGGAAGACGCGAGGGGUCGUACGAUCACGGAUUCUAAGCGCGUUCCGCAUCCACCGCUAUUGAACGAGCUCUCAAACCUUCCUUUUAGAUAUCAAAUGGAGCAAUGGACCGCACGCCGUCGCCGUGAUGAGCAUAACCCGCAAAUAUGCGUCGGCGGCCAUUUUAAACGGGCGACGGACACGUUUGUCGGCACGAGAUGGCCGUCAGAGGUGCCAAAGCAUACAGCCCAGCGCAACCACGCGUACUCACCCCUCCUCGAUACUAUGAAAUGUGGAAGCACGGCAAGUGGAGACAGAAAUCACCACCAAGGACAAACUCAGCCAUUAGAGUCCCGAGAUAGAGAUUGUACAGUGAACAUUUAG